AUGCUACUUCUCUGUGCGGCGAAAGCCCCGAAGAACUCAAUUGUGCUACGUUAUAUUCCAGAUACUGCGAAGCACAAGACAGGCAAGCGGUGCUCGGACGACUUCGACUGCGUGCAAGUCUUGGGCCAAGUGUGCAACAUCGAGAAGCAAGGCUCGACAGGAACCUGUCAGUGCCCCGACAGCACACCUGUUCGUGUAGUGGAGCACGACCAGCCAAGAUGUGUCUCUGCUCGCCUGAUCUUUGAAGACUGCGCGGACACCGCCGAAUGUGCGUUCCUCAACCCUUAUGUGGAAUGUGUGAACCAGAUCUGCACCUGCUCGCCACCGAACGUUAUGAAAAGGAAGGACCUGUGCAUCCCAGAUUCAGCAUCCAAUACUACGGCCAACGGCAUCCAGACGGCCAACGUGUUUGCCAUGCUUCUCAUGAGCAUCGGAGCUAUCGCAGGCUUUGCAGCUCUUGUAGCCAGGAUCAUAAUUGUCAGAGAAGGCCGACACCAAGAUAGCGACGAAGGACCACAUGGUCGUUAUCGAUGGCGACAUCACGCGGAUGAUCCUCCGAUGGUCCUGUUAAGCAAAGGCAUCAAGCGCAUUUUCAAUGACUGCAAAGAUAAGAUACAAGAUAUGGUACUUCGAAAGCCCGUUGCUCUCUCCGCAGAUGCAAAGUCUAAUCAAAAUCCGGCCUACCAGGCCUACCAGAACCUCCCAUGA
Molecule: messenger RNA, 708 nt
Organism: Ornithodoros turicata
Lineage: Eukaryota; Metazoa; Arthropoda; Arachnida; Ixodida; Argasidae
Exons: 5
Coding region: 1-708 (235 amino acids)
Source: RefSeq, a predicted model, not a curated record